Molecule: messenger RNA, 609 nt
Organism: Rhagoletis zephyria (snowberry fruit fly)
Lineage: Eukaryota; Metazoa; Arthropoda; Insecta; Diptera; Tephritidae
Source: RefSeq, a predicted model, not a curated record
ACAAGAACUGCGCACGAGUGGGGACGAGUUUGGAUACACUAUAAGGCAAAUUUAAAAAGGAAGCUUGCCAACAAUCGCAGCAAUAUUCUUGCAACUGGUGGUGGUCCGUCGCAAGAGGUUUCUUUAAAUCCACUAGAAGAAAGUGUUGCGGAACUUAUUCAGAUAAGGGAACAAGUUGCACCCAGUGGCCGGGCGUUCGGGGUAGAGAAUAUACCACCGGUGAUGGAUGGCGAAGAAAUAGAAGACGGCUUAGUUGCAGCUUCGUCCAUGGUUGAUGAGCCCCAGGUAGCAAACAUUGAAGAUCGGCCCUCUUCGUCAGCAUCGCGUGUACAAAAUCGCCGCAGAAGCUGCAAUUUAGAAACUGAGCGUCUAGAGCUCCUAAAAAUGCAGGCAGAAACGCAAAAAGAGGUACUAAAAAAAAUUGAUAGAAUUGAAAAGACGGCGUACAAAAAUUACGACAUUAAUAAAAAAUUGCUGCACAUAAAGCAACAAAAAUAUAAAUUGUUUGAAAGGCAGGCUAGGGAAGCCCAUGAACAACAUUUUUUUAAGGUAGAGCAAUUAAAAAUAGCUAAAUUAAGAGGCUAUUUGCAAGACGAGAACAGCUCGUGA